AUGGUACGUGCCCUCGGAGGCGACCACUGGAACUUGCCGUCGUUACGACAAGCUAUUCAACAUGAGAUAACGAUUAAGGAAGCGGAUCAGUCGGUAAACGGUGAUGAUAUAGAGCCAAAUUACACACCCACAUCAGCAUUCUUUACGGGUACAAAUCGCAACUACGCAAAUCAGAAAGGGAAAAGAUACAUAACCAAGAAGCCGUGCAUCUUUUGUCAAAGAGUUCACGCCCCAUUAGCUUGCAAAACUGUUACGGAAAUUGAAGCUCGAAAACGCAUUGUUAAGGAGAAACAGACAUGUUUCAAUUGCUUAGGAAAUCACAGAGUUGCCGAUUGCAAAUCCGAUAAAACGUGUAAAAACUGUUAUAAACGACACCAUACUAGCAUUUGUUCAAAGACUGAAACACACUUGUAUACCAAGUCGAAAGAUAGCAUUACAUCAAAACCAGAUACUGAUGCCGCAGUCGCAAGCAUGCAUUCAUCAACAUCAUUGGUUAGAUCGCAGGUAUUGUUGAAAACCGCGAAAGCACCUAUCACGUAUGACAAGACACAUUUUAACACCGCCAAUAUACUAUUCGACGAAGGAGCCCAGCGAAGCUUUAUCACUCAAGAGAUGGCCGAUUUAUUAAACCUUAGACCACACAGGAAAGAAGCGAUAACGAUAUCCGGUUUCGGUGAAUCCAACAAGAAGGUUAGAAAUUUACAAAUUGCUACUAUCUAUAUAAAAGGUCUAAAGAAUACACUUAUCCCUAUCGAAGUUCUUAUUAUACCACAGAUUGCUUAUCCGAUACAUACUUACUCAAGGAACCAGUCGAGUUUUCAGCAUUUAAAUGGAUUGAAGUUAGCCCACCCAGCUUUACAGGACGAGGAUUUUGAUAUAUCAGUCUUAGUUGGCGCCGAUUAUUAUUGGGAUAUAGUUGGAGACAGAGUAAUUAGAGGUUCCGGACCAACCGCUGUACAGUCCAAAGUUGGAUACUUGCUAUCAGGACCUAUACAAUUGAACACUAACAGUAAUAAUCAAUCAACGUCAUCGAUUAUGAACAUUUUGACCCCACACAGACUAGAAGAAUGUGAAAGACAUAAAUUUUGGGAAAUCGAAUCCAUAGGAACAGAAACAGACAGCGAAGUGAAAGCGAAAACAUACUUACAAGAAAUGACCACUUACCAAGAGAAUAACAUUCAUUUGAAAGACAAUAGGUACAUCGCCGAGUUUCCAUGGAAACAAGAACAUCCGGAGUUGCCUAGCAACGAGAUGAUCGCCAGAAAGAGAGCAUACAAUGUAAUAAACCGACUUGCUAAAGAACUAGAGAUGCUUAAGAUAUACGGUAACAUUAUCAACGACCAAGAAAAUCGAGGUUUUAUAGAGAAGCUUAAUCAGCUAACAGAUAUACUUACAAGAUUCCGCUACGGGAAAUACGCCUUAACAACUGAUAUUGAGAAAGCAUUCCUCCAGAUUGGACUAGAAGAAGAAAACCGCGAUUCCACCCAAUUUUUCUGGCUUAGAGAUCCAAGCAACCCCAAGAGUGGACUUGAGACUUACAGAUUCAAGGUAAUUUUAUUCGGAGCGACAUGUUCGCCAUUUAUUAUUAACGCUACAUUAUUGAAACAUUUAUCAACGGUUAAAAGUGCAACAGCUGAGAUACUCAAGCGAGAUUUGUAUGUAGACAACGUACUUACAAGUGUUAAUACGGAAGAAGCCGCCUUAAAUUUCUUUGAAAAAUCUAGAGAACUCAUGACAAAUGCAGGAUUUAAUUUGAGAACAUGGAAUUCAAAUAGCAAUCAACUUAGCAACGAAGCUACAAAGGAAAACGUACUUGAUACGGAUAGCGAGACGAAAAUUCUUGGGAUGCGUUGGGAUGCAAAGUCAGACAUAUUGACAUUUGCGAAAUUAAAUGAAGAUCGUAUAGAUAUUGAUAAUUCACAAGGGGCAAAGAGAGAAAUAUUGAGUAAAUCAUCGUCAAUUUACGACCCACUCGGAAUUCUUGGACCAGUGGCCGUAAGAGCUUAG
Mytilus trossulus (common blue mussel) is the source of this 2007-nucleotide messenger RNA. RefSeq lists its product as uncharacterized. Gene Ontology annotation, biological process: proteolysis. The record is from RefSeq and is a predicted model, not a curated record. The coding region runs from base 1 to 2007 and encodes 668 amino acids. The transcript has 2 exons. Lineage: Eukaryota; Metazoa; Mollusca; Bivalvia; Mytilida; Mytilidae. Gene Ontology annotation, molecular function: aspartic-type endopeptidase activity.